Colletotrichum abscissum is the source of this 2160-nucleotide messenger RNA. Its product is annotated as heterokaryon incompatibility protein. The transcript has a single exon. Lineage: Eukaryota; Fungi; Ascomycota; Sordariomycetes; Glomerellales; Glomerellaceae. Bases 1 to 2160 code for a protein of 719 amino acids. The record is from RefSeq and is a predicted model, not a curated record.
AUGGCGACGGAAGCAGAAGCAGUGAGAGAACUCCAAGGGCUGUGUCCCUACCGAUACUCUGCGUUACCUUCAGAGAACUCUAUUCGCCUUUUGCAGAUCUUCCAGGAUAGUUCCUCCGCACAAGGCUUCUUGGCACGACUAGAGACCUACGAGCUUGAUGAUGCGCCCCCAUUUUGGGCGCUUUCAUACACAUGGGGCCCUUCGGAGUUCGAUGAGGGGUCAAAUGCUUCAGAGAAAACAGAGACGCAGUUUACUCAUUUAGUAUGCGAUGGUGGGCGACUCCGAGUUGGUCAAAAUCUUUUCGACUUUCUACGUCAGUUCAAGAAUGACAUUGCUUUCUACGCAGAAUCAUCAGAGCUCGGACGCCAAUCCUGUGGAGCUAAUCAUUCGGAUCGUUUGAUCUACCCUGAAAAUGGCUAUAACCUUUGGGUCGAUGCUAUUUGUAUAGACCAACAAGAGAGCCAAGAAAGAUGCCACCAAGUCCAGCUCAUGGGUCAAAUCUACGAGGCUGCAAGAAGUGUGAUUGUCUGGCUCGGCACGACUGAGCCCCCCUAUGAAGUCUACUGGGUUGUCAGGUGUUUCAUACCAAGGAUAUUGGAAGUGGCCCGGGCCGCAAGCAACGCUGACUUCCUACAACAAGUUGGGCCGGAGUUAGAUCACCCCGAGAUCAUACAGUUGCUUGGCAAGGAUUUCUGCGAUGAGUGGCGCAAGUCAUAUCCAGUGUACUUCAACUUCUUCCUCAAGAAGCGAUGGCUCACGCGUGGAUGGGUUGUCCAGGAAGCAGCGAUCCCUCAUUCUGAGGAUAUUGUGCUUCAGUGCGGCAGGGUCCAAUUCGCCUGGUCUGACAUCAACAAACUGUCUGCCUUCAUUCUUCGGGUGCGUUGGGAUGAGAAGCUCAUACACACACUAGGCGAACUCCUCCCGGAUUGGAAGAAACGCCCUGGCACGAUAGACCGUCUUUGGAACUCAACAAAAACUUCUCUUUCGGCAUUCAGACGUGAGAAGGUUAGCAACGGGAUGGCUCAUUGGCAGAAACAGCGCUGGGGAGCUACCACAGACGAAGCUAUGCGACAUGCUGAAGUGCUGCAAACUCUCCACCGGCUGAGGAUUUAUAACUUCGAAAACCCGCUGGACCAUAUCUAUGGCGCGCUGGGAGUCAUACAACGCAUCCUGGGUCGCAAUUAUCAGGUUGAGGUGGACCCCAGUUACGAUGUCUCCGUCGAAGUCGUCUAUACCCAGGUGACGACUUGGUUGAUCAAACGUUUGUCCAAUCUCGACAUUCUGGGACUAGCAGGCCUGACUGAAGGCCGCCUACCAAAUCUGCCGUCGUGGGUUCCAGACUUUUCAUCUCAUGGGCCUGAACACUAUACUUCCCUACAAAGACUGAGGCAGCUGGCACGAGGGUCGGAUUUCCCGAGAACGUUCGAUACCACCAGCACUGCAGAUGGAUCGAGCAGCCACGGGGCCCGGAGUCAUGGUUCCACUACUCUCGUACUGGAGGGGAUCCUAAUCGAUAGGGUCUCAAAGACCCAAAGUUCGGAGUUCGAUAGGCAGAAUAUCUUCAGCAACGCAACAUGGCUACGCCAUCUGAGCAGUCAGCAGAGUGUUUAUGAAUCAACAGGAGAGAGUUUUAUGGAUGUCGCCGUGUCGACACUGAUUGCAGAUGUCAAAUUACUCAAAGACUCUCAAGAGAGUCGAAGAGCGUGGGUACAGAAGUGCAUAACCUACGAUGAUACCAUGAGCAUGGGAGAUGAAGACAUUGAAAAUUCAAGAAUGGUUAUGCCGACAGAGACAUCCACCCAACAUUCUAACAUGGCGAUUCCCGAAGACUCUUUAUCAGAAAGCUUGAUUAAAGAUCCGUUAUCAAAGGUGGUUCAUUUAAUUGCUUCUGGGAGACGGUUAUUGGAGACAGAGAAGGGCUACCUUGGGCUUGGAUCAGCGGCCUCCGAGGUCGAUGACGAAGUUUGGCUUAUUCGCGGUAGUCGUAUGCCGCUAUUGCUGAGGAAAAGCUCAGCCAAGACUAGCUACGACGACGAUAUUAGAGAUACGAAUGGCGAAAAGUAUGUGUUAGUUGGAGAGGCAUAUGUCCAUGGGAUCAUGUAUGGAGAGUUGAUGACCGACGACUUCAUCUCACGCUGCCAGACAAUUUCCGUCGUCUGA